GUCGAACACCUAGAAUGUGCUGACAUGUUGCCCCCAGUAAUUCUGCGUUGCCGCAGUCUUAAAAGAACGUAUUCAAUCUACCUCUUAUUCAUAUCUAUGACACAGGAGCGAGGAACCAUAGAUAUUAUCGUCAAUGCUCGACGGUAGGAACCCUGAAAAAUAAGAUCAACACAGGAUAUAUUACUUUUACCCAUCGUCGAUACUCGAUUUUAACAAAAACAUAACCAUAAAAACAUGGCUACGCAUUGUAGCAACCACAUCCGCGUACGUUUGCACUUUGACUAUCCGCCACCGGCAGUUGUGGAUUGUCGCAUGUGUUGGCUGCUUGUGGAUUUAAAUACAUGUCGCAUUGUGUCCGACCUGGAGAGCACCAUUAGAGAGAAAUUCGAGUUCAGCCGUCGGAGCAUAAUCAGCCUCUUCAUAGAGGAUUGCUAUCUGUUACACACGGAAAGCAUUUAUGUUGUACGGGAUAAUGACUGCCUCAGAGUGAAGGUGGACUUUGUCUCUCACCUUAAUGGGGACAGCUGCCCCCCAAAUAAACCAAGUGAAAACUGCAAAAAGAGACAGAGACGCAACAAGCCCGAAAAUAGCGAUGAAAAUUCAACAUGUGUGGAACAAAUGGAAACAAAGCGGAAGAAAAAGGAGAUUCUGCAAUUCGAUGCUCCUAAGACACCUGGUGUGGAGACGAACAAUCUAAAAAAUAUACUAUCAAAGAAGAAAAAGCAGAAGGAAAAGGGAAAUGGUUUGACACCUUCCUACAAACCAACAUUUUCUACCCUCCAAGACCAAACAGACCACCCAAGGUCCAAGAUUCAGGAUAUACACCAAACAAAAUCGCAGAAUACCACUACUUCAGAUUACUGUCGUGUGCAGGAUGAAGUCCCCAACAAAACAGGAACCAAAACAGACUCUUCUAAGCCUGCAAAAGUGCCUCAUCCUUCCAAAGAACCUCCAAGAACCAGUCCUGCCAAGAUUUGUUCCUCACCCUCCUCCUCAAAUAAAGGUUCCUCAAAUGUGAACACCGCAGUGGAUCCCUGGCCUAAAAAUAAUGACGUACCCGAUGUUAAAUUACGUUUGAAUCACAAGUCAUGUUCUAAACUAUCAAACUAUGCACAGAAAAAACAUUCAAGUGUGUCAGUAUUCCCAUUGGACCAAAUCAAAAUGUCUCAGGAGUCUUGUGACAUAUACAGCGGGGACAAGGCUGGUGUGGUUAACCUGCAGCCAACGCAUGAAGAACUCAAUAAUGGUGCUCAAAAUGCUCCACAAGAUUACACUGAUAUGCCCCUUCUAGCUGCCCCUCCACAAGUGGGACAGAAGAUUGCAUUUAAGUCAGAGGUCGGCAACCUUAUAUACUGGAGCCAUUUGGAACGCCUCCAACAGGGGGUGGGCUAUUCCAGCCACAAAGCCCUUUUAAUAUCUAAAUUGCUGGAACUGACUGAGAAUUAUACACCAGAGGUGUCAGAAUACAAGGAGGGUAUGAUUGUGAGCUUUGAUCCAGUAACGAGACAGAUUGAGCUGCAAUUGCUUUCUGCUUCACAAGCCCUUUGUGAGCCUGGCAAGUUUGACCUGGUUUAUAAGAACCCAGACGGAACAGAGAUUGUGGAGUAUGCUGUGUCCCGAGGAUGCUCGGUAACAGAGCAGUGGGACUCUCUACUGGAACCAAGGCUUAUUAUUUAAAUCAGUGCACAAUUGUACACUCACUCUAUUUUAUCAAACAUAUUCAGUUUCACUGCAGUUAUGUGAAAGUAUUUUGUCAUUUUAUGUACGCUCCUGAUCUUUAGGGUAGAGUAACAAAUCCACUUUUAAUUUUUAACUGUGCUUGUCACAAUGUGGAUCAGACUCCAUAUAUUGCUUUUCACUUCCCUAUGAAGGUUUCCAGAUCUAGGACUCUUGUGUUAUGUGAGAUUCCCCCACCCCAUUCCCUGAAUAAAACAGCAGUCAUUUUUUGUCUUC
This is a messenger RNA of Syngnathoides biaculeatus (alligator pipefish), 1953 nucleotides long. RefSeq names its product coilin p80 (gene coil). Gene Ontology annotation, molecular function: U1 snRNA binding; U2 snRNA binding. The transcript is spliced from 8 exons. The coding region runs from base 235 to 1677 and encodes 480 amino acids. NCBI's taxonomy places the organism in Eukaryota, Metazoa, Chordata, Actinopteri, Syngnathiformes, Syngnathidae. Gene Ontology annotation, cellular component: Cajal body. The record is from RefSeq and is a predicted model, not a curated record. Gene Ontology annotation, biological process: spliceosomal snRNP assembly.